CUCCACGCUCGUCUCCCUUUUCAUACAAACUCUCUCUCUCUCUCUCUCUCUCUCUCUCUCUCUCUCUCUCUCUCCACCGUCUCCGCUCUCUCUUUCUCUCUCUUCAUCUGCUUUGGAUCUCGUUAGGGUUUCGAGAGCGCCCCCGAUCGCCCGAUCGGAUCUCGUCGCAAGGGUUUCGGUGGUGGCUCCGGCGAUCCGUAGGCGACGGAGAAGCUAAUUCUCAUCGGCGGCGGCGGCGGCGGCGGCGGCGGAGGCCAUGUUUCUUGUGGAUUGGUUCUACGGCGUACUCGCGUCGCUAGGGCUGUGGCAAAAAGACGCGAAGAUCUUGUUCUUAGGGCUCGACAACGCGGGGAAGACGACGCUGCUCCAUAUGCUCAAGGAUGAGAGACUGGUUCAGCAUCAGCCGACGCAGCAUCCGACAUCGGAGGAGCUGAGCAUUGGGAAGAUCAAGUUUAAGGCCUUCGAUCUGGGAGGGCAUCAGAUCGCGCGCCGCGUGUGGAAGGACUACUACGCCAAGGUGGACGCCGUUGUGUACCUGGUGGAUGCAUACGACAAAGAGAGAUUUGCGGAGUCGAAGAAGGAACUAGAUGCACUCCUGGCGGACGAGUCGCUGGCGAGUGUUCCGUUCCUGAUUCUGGGCAACAAGAUCGACAUCCCGUACGCUGCAUCUGAGGAGGAACUGCGGUACCACCUCGGCCUCAGCAACUUCACCACGGGCAAGGGCAGCAUCAACCUCUCCGGAUCCAACGUCCGCCCCCUUGAGGUCUUCAUGUGCAGCAUCGUCCGCAAGAUGGGCUACGGUGAAGGCUUCAAGUGGCUCUCCCAAUACAUCAAGUAGAGACAGAGAUAUGCGCGCGUAACUCAUAUCAUCUAAGACCCUCCGUUUUUUUAGCAUUUUCUUCUUAUCUUACUGUCUUGAAAAACCAGCUGCUACGAGAGGGGUAUUUAAGGGAUAGUUCGGAAAUGCACAAAGCCCAAACGCAGGUCCAAAUAUGACGGAAGUAAUGGAAGAGGUGAGGAUUAUACUUCUUUCAUAAUUUCUUGAUCUUUAAAAACAUUAAAAUUGGUGCAUUUGGAUGAUACAUUUCCAAACUAAGCCUUAGUUGCUCCCGAAAACACUGGUGAAAUGGAUGUAACGCUAAUACCUGCUUCAAAAUUGACUAUGAUGACGAUAUUUAUCUGCGGGAAAAUAGCAGGCGGCCGGUACGAUGGUUAAACAUUGAGGAAGUGUACUGUGUAAUAAUCAUACCAUAUCAUCUAAUCUUCAACGAAUCAUAUCUUUUGAGAGAAAAGUACAAUAAAAAUAUUUUUUCUAAAAA
This is a messenger RNA of Ananas comosus (pineapple), 1319 nucleotides long. Its product is annotated as GTP-binding protein SAR1A-like. Gene Ontology annotation, biological process: vesicle organization; intracellular protein transport; membrane organization. Gene Ontology annotation, molecular function: GTPase activity; GTP binding. Lineage: Eukaryota; Viridiplantae; Streptophyta; Magnoliopsida; Poales; Bromeliaceae. Bases 257 to 838 code for a protein of 193 amino acids. Gene Ontology annotation, cellular component: endoplasmic reticulum exit site; COPII vesicle coat. The transcript is spliced from 3 exons. The record is from RefSeq and is a predicted model, not a curated record.